Molecule: messenger RNA, 3185 nt
Organism: Oncorhynchus keta (chum salmon)
Lineage: Eukaryota; Metazoa; Chordata; Actinopteri; Salmoniformes; Salmonidae
Product: acidic leucine-rich nuclear phosphoprotein 32 family member B-like
Exons: 8
Coding region: 197-949 (250 amino acids)
Biological process (GO): regulation of apoptotic process
Cellular component (GO): nucleus
Molecular function (GO): histone binding
Source: RefSeq, a predicted model, not a curated record
CUGUUGAGUAUUUUAGUUUCGCCGCGGUUUCUACUCGGCGCAAACAGAUCAUUCGCAUUUGACCCACUUUCUGACUUCCACGAACGCAGCUCUCUCUUUUUCGCUUCAAGAUCGUCAAACCGGAGCGAGCAAGGCUGUAGAAACCAAGAAAACGGUCCAACCAGAUCCGAGAGAUAAAGAGAGGAGGGGGGAGAAAAUGGACAUGAAAAAGAGAAUUCACCUAGAACUGAGAAAUAGGACGCCGUCGGAUGUUCAGGAGCUUGUCCUGGAUAACUGUCGGUCGAACGAGGGGAAAAUGGAGGGCAUAACGGAGGAGUUUGAGAACCUGGAACUGUUGAGUCUCAUCAACGUCGGCCUCAUCAACGUCUCAAACAUACCCAAACUGGGGAAAUUAAAAAAGUUGGAGCUAAGUGACAACCGGAUAUCUGGUGGUCUGGAGGUGCUGGCUGAGAGGCUGGUCAACCUCACACACCUCAACCUCUCUGGAAACAAGUUCAAGGACAUCAGCACACUGGAACCACUGAAAAAGCUUCCCAUACUGAAGUCCCUGGACCUGUUUAACUGCGAGGUCACCAACCUGGGAGACUACAGGGAGAGCAUCUUCAAGCUCCUCCCGCAGCUCACAUACCUGGAUGGCUACGAUAUCGAAGACUGCGAGGCCUCCGACUCGGACGGCGAGGGAGACGGGGUCGAGGAUGAAGAUGAUGAAGAGGGGGAGGAGGGAGAGUCUGAAGAGGAGGAGGACGAAGAGGAGGAUGACGAAGAGGUCGUUGCAGAGGAAGAUGACAGUGGGGAGAGUGGAGAGGAUGGGGAGGUGAACGGAGAUGUUGACGACGAAGAUGACGAAGACGACGAUGAAGACGACGACGAAGACGACGGUGAGGAUGACUCUCCUGUGAAAGGAGAGAAGAGGAAGAGGGAUCCUGAAGAUGAGGAUGAAGACGAUUGAGUGUCCCUCCCCCCGUCCCACACACCCCUCGAUGUCUGAGAUCUCCCGGCCCCUCCAUAUCGCAGAUACCCCUCCAUAAUCUCAGAUACCCCUCCAUAUCUCAGAUACCCCUCCAUAUCUCAGAUACCCCUCCAUAUCUCAGAUACCCCUCCAUAUCUCAGAUACCCCUCUCUGGCCUUUAGUUGCCCCUUACUGCCACAAUCACCCGUCUCCCCUUUUCCCCCAAACCCUCCAGCCAACCUAGUGGCACCCUAUUCCCUAUAUAGUGCACUACAACCAUAGCCUUGAAAAAGCCUAUAGGGUCACAAGUAGUGCACUAUAUAGGGAAAAGGGUGCUAUUUGGUACUCCAUCCUACACGUGCACCCCUUUGCUUAAGUUGCCCUGUGUUGUGGUCUUUUGGGGGGGGGGGGGUCUGGGUAGAAUCCCAAAACAACUGGGUCUUUCGUCACCGCGCAACAUUCCGUGACAUCACCGGGGGGGUGGUCUGUCUGAUGUCGGGGACAGCUCGUCAACCUCUGCUGUGUCCCAAAUUAAUCCCUGUUUAGUGCACUGCUUUUGGCAAGGGCCCCUUGUUUUAUUUAAAAAAGAAUAAUAAUAAAUAAAUACGCUCACUUCAAAAGUAGUGCACUACUUAGGGAAUGGGGUUGCCAUGGGGUUCUGGUCUAAAGUAGUGCACUACUUAGGGAAUGGGGUUGCCAUGUGGUUCUGGUCUAAAGUAGUGCACUACUUAGGGAAUGGGGUUGCCAUGGGGUUCUGGUCUAAAGUAGUGCACUACUUAGGGAAUGGGGUUGCCAUGGGGUCCUGGUCUAAAGUAGUGCACUACUUAGGGAAUGGGGUUGCCAUGGGUUUCUGGUCUAAAGUAGUGCACUACUUAGGGAAUGGGGUUGCCAUGGGGUUCUGGUCUAAAGUAGUGCACUACUUAGGGAAUGGAGUUGCCAUGGGGUUCUGGUCUAAAGUAGUGCACUACUUAGGGAAUGGGGUUGCCAUGGGGUCCUGGUCUACAGACGGAAUGGGGUUGACAUAGGGUCCUGGUCUACAGACGGAAUGGGGUUGACAUAGGGUCCUGGUCUACAUACGGAAUGGGGUUGACAUAGGGUCCUGGUCUACAUACGGAAUGGGGUUGACAUAGGGUCCUGGUCUACAUACGGAAUGGGGUUGACAUAGGGUCCUGGUCUACAUACGGAAUGGGGUUGACAUAGGGUCCUGGUCUACAGACGGAAUGGGGUUGACAUAGGGUCCUGGUCUACAGACGGAAUGGGGUUGACAUAGGGUCCUGGUCUACAGACGGAAUGGGGUUGACAUAGGGUCCUGGUCUACAGACGGAAUGGGGUUGACAUAGGGUCCUGGUCUACAGACGGAAUGGGGUUGACAUAGGGUCCUGGUCUACAGACGGAAUGGGGUUGACAUAGGGUCCUGGUCUACAGACGGAAUGGGGUUGACAUAGGGUCCUGGUCUACAUACGGAAUGGGGUUGACAUAGGGUCCUGGUCUACAGACUGAAUGGGGUUGACAUAGGGUCCUGGUCUACAGACUGAAUGGGGUUCCUUGUAAGACAUUAGCUAGAGUUUGUUUUGUUUCUGCCCUCGGAGCUUUUUAAAAUCGUUUUUUCAGGGGAUUUUUUUUUGUUUUGUAUUUUGUCAGUGCUGUCUUGUCUCUCCUCCCUGUGUUUCGGGUUGGACCCAGAGGUAACAUCACUCUGGCUUUACGUCUCAAAUCACACCCUAAUCCUUAGGGUGCACUGCAUAGGGAAUGGGGUUGCCAUAGGGUCCUGGUCUAAAGUAGUGCACUACUUAGGGAAUGGGGUUGCCAUAGGGUCCUGGUCUAAAGUAGUGCAUUACUUAGGGAAUGGGGUUGCCAUAGGGUACUGGGCUAAAGUAGUGCACUACUUAGGGAAUGGGGUUGCCAUGGGGUCCUGGUCUAAAGUAGUGCACUACUUAGGGAAUGGGGUUGCCAUAGGGUUCUGGUCUAAAGUAUUGCACUACUUAGGGGAUGGGGUUGCCAUACGGUCCUGGUCUAAAGUAGUGCACUGCUUAGGGAAUAGGGUGUAAUUGGGGACGUACUGCUUAGGGAAUAGGGUGUAAUUGGGGACGUACUGCUUAGGGAAUAGGGUGUAAUUGGGGACGUACUGUGUACACUGGCUGGUUGUGGCUGUUGUUUUUUUUUUACUUACUAUAAAGGCAAAGAAAAAAUAAAAAGUACAAAAAAUUGACUUUGUAAAUAAAAUCUUAACAUUUUG